Molecule: messenger RNA, 4100 nt
Organism: Musca domestica (house fly)
Lineage: Eukaryota; Metazoa; Arthropoda; Insecta; Diptera; Muscidae
Exons: 2
Coding region: 639-3797 (1052 amino acids)
Biological process (GO): regulation of DNA-templated transcription
Cellular component (GO): nucleus
Molecular function (GO): DNA-binding transcription factor activity, RNA polymerase II-specific; zinc ion binding; RNA polymerase II cis-regulatory region sequence-specific DNA binding
Source: RefSeq, a predicted model, not a curated record
AAUCGAUGGCAUUCGUUUCUUCCUUUUCAUGUCGGUGCUCGAAAAAACGAAACAACUUCGUUCAGUUUUCAUUUGUGUGUGUGGCUUUGGCAACGUAACAGAGCAAGACAAAGAGUGGUCGUAUAGAGAAAAUAUUCACUGUAGUUUUGGAUUCCGAGACAGAGUUUCUUCUGCAGCAGAAAGGAAGAAAAUAAAUACAAAAUUUCAAUCUCUAGUUAUUUCGUUCAUGUUUAUUAUUUGCGGAAAAACAACCGUGUUGAGUUUUACAAACUUUUCACUCUAACUUGUUUUGUUUAUAGUUUGUUAUUGUUUUGAAAACAAACAAGAGAUAUCCCCAAAAACAACACUUGGAAAGAUGUGAACUAAAGUAAUUUUGGUGAAAGAAACAAUUUUUAAAUGAAUUGUGCGUGCAAAAUGUCGCAAGUGAUGAAUCAAUUGAUGUGAACACAUCCAACGCCUUGAUAUUUUUUAUAUAAUUACGUGAUAUAUGUACGCUUUUGUACAAUAGAAAAGAAAAAGGUUGCAAGAAGCGUUUAACUCCAAUUUUACAACCAGCCUAGCAACCAAUUACCCACCAGAGCACACUUCACUUCCAUUUACACACGCACACACUCACCCACCCACACGCUGCUCCUGAAAUGAUGGAACGUAAAAAAGUUUUAGAUUUGGACAAAAUCUGUCGUGUGUGCAUUUGUGAACGCAAGGAUAUGCGUCCGCUGUUCAGCGAAAAGGUGGCCGAAAUGUUAAUGGAAUGCGCCAGUGUUAGUGUGGAGCCGACCGAGGGUUGGCCCGACAAGAUAUGUGUACAAUGUGUCCAUGCUGUGUCGCGAUGUCAUUCAUUUAAAAUGCAAGUGGAACGAAGUGACAAAGAGCUAAGGGAAUACAUUAAAUCCAUUACGGUUAGGGUAAUGGUUGAUGAAAAGCCACCAAUAGAAAGUCCGACAAUUAUAAGGGUACAACAACAACAACCACAGCAGCAGCAGCAGGCAGCGCUACAACAGCAACAACAACAGUUACAACAUUUGCAGCAGCAGCAAACCACCACAACGACAACCAGAGUAGUUUUGGAUGAGGUACAGGGAUUGAAACUGCAACAGAGUCAGGCCAAAUUAAUUGAAUUGCAGCAACAACAAAAGAUUUUGCUGCAACAGCAACAGGAGCAGCAGCUAUUGAAGUUGCAGCAGCAACAACAGCAGAAAAUCUUGCAAAAACAAUUGAAGCAACAGCAGCAACAACAACAGCAGAAUUUGGUUCUGCAACAAAAACAAGCGCAGCAACAACAGCUUCAGCAGCAGCAAGAAGAGGAGAAGAAAACUUCGACUCCACAACAAUCUCUGCUCAUACAUAACCAACAUCGUCCCCAAGCCCAACCACCCCAGCAAUUACUGAUGCAAACAUCAACCACCACCACCGCCGCCGCCGUCAAGAGGAAAUCCUCUUCAUUGAAAAAGAUACAACCGGUCGCCAAGAAGUUUGCCAAAAUAACCCAACAACAGCACACCAUCACCACACCUGCUCUCCAAACACAACAGCAGCAACAACAACAGCAGCAGCAGCAACAAAUACAACAUUUAUUACCCCAAACCACAUUGAAUUUAAGCGAUGGCAGCACCACAACCCUGACAUUGCAACAGACCAACAACAACAACACCCAUCAACGUUUGGCAACAAACACCCAAACCUUGCUCAGUACCCACCCACCCCAAUUACUGCCCAUAUCGUCCAACACAAACCACCUAACAACAAGCACACAAUCCACCACUACCCUGCCUCAACAAAUUGUCUUUCCAAAUGGUCAGAUAAUCACCACCACCCAGCUAUUGACCACAAAUGGUAAUACCAUUGGUGGGAGUGCGGGUGGUGGUGGCCCACCACAAUUGGCCCAAAUCAUUGGCGGUAAUGGCAAUGUAUCAACAAAUAAUUUGAUACACACCGCCGCCGCCAGUGCCCCCCAGCUUCAACAACCACAAUUUGCUCCUGCCCAAUUGAUACAAACGACCAGUGGCCAAACUUUGCAGUUAAUCCAACAACCAAAUGGUCAACAAAUAUUGCAAUUAGUACAAAUUGUACCCCAACGGACGCUGACAGCGGGCGGAGGAGGCACCCACACCUUGAGUAAUGGCCAACAUGCUACAGCAAUUCUGGAAGAUGAUCAUUUGACCAUUAUGGAUGAGGAAACCCUGAUGGAACAAACGGAACAGCAUUUAAUUGAUGAUGAAGGCGAUCAGGAGGGCGACGACUUGGAUGGUGGCGGUCACAUGGAUGAUUCACAUCACCACAAUGGGAACCACAACAACAACAACAAUGUCAUGCAGCAACACAAUGAACGUGAUCAGAUUUGCGAGACAAUUGUCGUCGAUGAUGAUCAACAGUUGCAGAUCCAUCAUCACCAGCAACAUCAUCAUCAGCUGUUGCAACAAAAUGUUGAAUUGGAAUAUUUGGAAGAUGUGACGGUGACAACAUCGCAGCAACAACAAAACCAUCACCACCACCAACAAGGCUUGAUUUUGCCCGAUGUCACCGUGGUCCAAGAAGUCAUUGACGAUGAGGAAGAUGAACUGGAGGACGAUGAUGAUAUCAUUGAGGAAAUUCACAUGGAAGAAGAAAUCUUACAGGACGAAGAUGCCGACGGGACAGUCUUGUUGGAAACAUCCAAUGGUUCUGAGUUUAUUUCCACUGAACAAGAUAUCGAGGAUCAUCACCAUCAGAUGUUGGAGGACGAUGAUGAAAAUGUUUACACCGAAGAUAAUUCCUUGGCCCAUUACACAGUGGUGGAGGGCGGUUGCAUUGAUGAUGUCGAUGAUGUUGAGGUCAAUGCGGUCUUCCAGGCAGCCUGUGAUGCCAAUGAAUCCGAAAUGCAGCAGCAACAACAACAAGAAUUGCAGGAACAGCAACAACAACAACAGCAGCAACAGUUUAACAAUGAUAAGCUCAACAACAGCUCCCUGGAAUGCUCAUCUCCGAAUGCGACAAAAACCAAGCCACGAAGAAUUGCCGCCAACAACAACAACAGCAAUCGCUCCUUGGCCAAUUCUCGCCAACUGCAGGCCACAGCCUGCUCCAUUGCCCAGGCAGCCGGUCAGGAUGAUGAUUUUGAAAUCGAUUCCAAACUCAUAGCAGAAUUUAUAAAUCAACAGACCACGGUUCUAUCGACGGGACGUUACAAGUGCAAUUUAUGUCAAAAAGAAUUCAAGCAAUUCAAAGGCUUGCAGAAUCACAUGCAUCAACAUUCGAAUUGGAUAAGGGCCAAUUGCAAGAAACAACCUCAGUGUGAGAUUUGCCACAAAAGCUUCCGGGGUCCAGGCAUGCUGCGCAUGCACAUGAAGACACAUCAAUCUGCCAGCAAGGUACCCACCUGCCACAUUUGUAAUAAGGCCUUCAAGUCCAAGGCCAUACUCUAUCGCCACAGGCAAACACAUCAACAGCGUUCGUAUUGCUGUGCGGUGGAGAAUUGUCGUAAACAUUUCUCCACCGCCCUGACCCUCAAAUCUCACAUUGAACGCAAACAUGCCAAUUGUCCAAAUAUGCCGCGUUACAAGUGUGGCGAGUGUAACAGUGUGUUCUAUGACAUUGAAAGUCUGGAGGAUCAUUUCCAAUUGACCGGCCAUGGUGGCGGCGGUGGUGGGGCGGGUAAUGAAAAUCAAAGUCAAAAUUCCGCUAUAAGUAUACAAACCGUACAAAAUGGUAACAACAACAAUAAUAAUCACGACUCUUCGUCAUCUUCGACAAUAUCGGCGGUGAGCAUGACCGAAGUUGUCAGCAGUAAUGGUGAUGUGUAUAUAGUUACGCAGGCGUAGUUUUAAAUUAUCCUAAACACACACACACACACACACACACAUUUGGUUACAUGUUUUUUUAUUGCAAAUGGAACUUUUUCUAAAAAAGUUUCCAAAACAAAAAUACGAUUUUUUGAAAUUACAAAAGAAAAACCAUUUUGUAAUCACUUAGGAAAAAGAAGGUAUUCAUAGGUUAUAGUAGUUAAGCUGUAUUUUUUUUUUUUAGAGAAAAGAAUGUAUAAGUAAUGUAAAUAUGUUUAACAGUCGUUUUUUCGGGCAAUAAAUUUAAAUAUAAAUUUUACUUUUUACAAAAAAAGAAACGUA